Fusarium mangiferae is the source of this 783-nucleotide messenger RNA. RefSeq lists its product as uncharacterized. The coding region runs from base 1 to 783 and encodes 260 amino acids. The transcript has 3 exons. Lineage: Eukaryota; Fungi; Ascomycota; Sordariomycetes; Hypocreales; Nectriaceae. Gene Ontology annotation, molecular function: oxidoreductase activity. The record is from RefSeq and is a predicted model, not a curated record.
AUGCCUGACUUUACUGGUCUCGAACUGACUGGCAAGACUGCCAUUGUCACUGGCGCGUCCCGCGGUCUUGGUGCCGGCAUUGCUAUCCUUCUUGGCAAGCGAGGCGCCAACGUGGUGGUCAACUACGUCUCCGACGGCAGCCGAGAGCGAGCUGAGAAGGUCGCCCAGGAGAUUGAAGCCAACGGCACAAAAGCCAUUGUUGUCCAGGCCGAUGUUAGCAAGACUGCUGAGAUUCCUAAAUUGAUUGAUGCUGCGCUCAAGAUCAGCUCAACUGGCAAGAUUGAGAUCCUCAUUCACAACGCUGCUCAAGGAAACGAGGCCAACCUGGUAGACACAACCGAGGAAUUCUACACUCGUCACUUCGACGCCAACGUCAAGGGCCCCAUCUUCCUGACAAAGGCCGCAGAGCCUCAUCUCCCCAAGGGAGGCAGAAUCGUCUUCAUCUCGUCAGCAGGAGCACGUCUCGGUGUCGCAGGACAGACUGUCUAUGCUGCUACCAAGGCAGCCGACGAGGCUCUCGUUCGUGUCUGGGCCAAAGAGCUUGGUCAAUCCCACGGCAUCACUGUUAACUGUGUGAACCCUGGUCCUAUUGCAACAGAUCAAUGGUUCCAGAGUGACGAGCAGUUCCUUAAGGACAUGCAGCCGCUGAUUGACUCUACCCCUGCUGCGGCGCGUGUUGGUGAGGUUAGUGAUAUUGCGCCUCUGGUUGCGUUCCUCUGCACGGAUGAUGCGAAGUGGACGACGGGAUCUGUUCUUUCUGCCAAUGGUGGUCUUUACAAUUAG